Paramisgurnus dabryanus is the source of this 2895-nucleotide messenger RNA. RefSeq names its product metallophosphoesterase domain containing 1 (gene mpped1). Lineage: Eukaryota; Metazoa; Chordata; Actinopteri; Cypriniformes; Cobitidae. Gene Ontology annotation, molecular function: hydrolase activity. The record is from RefSeq and is a predicted model, not a curated record.
ACACACACACACACACACACACUCACACUGGUCCGCCACGCGACUUCAGUUUAAACAAACCAGCGCGCGUCUCUGCACGCCGGACCCGCCGCGUUUUCACACUCUCGUGUAUUUAUUAGCUUUGUCAACCAGAACAUCUCUGUUAAAAUACCGGAGAAUACACUGUGAAGUUUGCAUUCUAUCCAGGUGCCUUGGAUGCGCUGUGGUCCCAGCUGUAUUUCCAUUCUUGUGACACUGGUGAGGAGCAGCAUGCGUUCUCACAUUCCCAACAGCGAAGCCGUGAAGUGGUCCAGCCACUGAGUACAGUGGUCAUACAAGGUCCUGGACCUCCCCACAGACUCAACUGAGAUUGUCCUGCCCCAUCUGACCUCAGCUAGGCUGAACUUCCUUUAAUCGUGCCCUGUCUUGUGUGAAAUAGAGAGAAAAAGUGUGUAGUGCCAUGGCUUUUACUCUUUCGGAAAUCAUGGCAGCCCGGCGACAGCAGCAGCAGCAGCAGACGCAAAGAGGAGGAAGAGGAGCGAUUGAGGUGGACGAAUACAGCGCCAACCCGACUCAAGCCUUCACCUUUUACAACAUCAACCAGGGUCGUUUCCAGCCCCCCCAUGUCCACAUGGUAGAUCCGUUGCCCCACGAUACCCCAAAGCCUCCAGGUUACACGCGGUUCGUCUGCAUCUCGGACACGCACUCGCGCACAGACACCAUUCAGAUGCCGUAUGGUGACGUGUUGCUACACACGGGAGACUUCACUGAGCUCGGCCUACCCAGUGAGGUCAAGAAGUUUAAUGACUGGCUCGGCACUCUGCCCUAUGAGAUCAAAAUCGUUAUAGCCGGGAACCACGAGCUGACGUUUGAUCAGGAGUUCAUGGCUGACCUGAUAAAGCAGGAUUUUUACUACUUUCCCUCAGCCUCCAAACUCAAGCCGGAGAACUACGAGAACGUUCAGUCCCUGCUCACCAACUGCAUCUACCUGCAGGACUCUGAUGUUACUGUCAGAGGCUUCCGAAUCUACGGCUCACCGUGGCAACCAUGGUACUACGGCUGGGGUUUUAAUCUACCACGAGGACAAGCUCUACUGGACAAGUGGAACCAAAUCCCAGAUUCCACGGAUAUCCUUCUCACACAUUGCCCUCCUCUGGGUUUUUUGGACUGGGUGCCCAGAAAGAUGCAACGUGUUGGUUGCAUGGAACUACUGAACACAGUUCAGAGGAGAGUUCAGCCCAAACUACAUGUUUUUGGACACAUUCAUGAAGGUUACGGUAUGAUGACCGAUGGAACCACCACAUUCAUUAAUGCCUCUGCGUGCACAGUGAACUUCCAGCCUGUGAACGCGCCCAUCGUUUUUGACUUGCCCAAUCCCAGGAGCUCAUGACUGAACCACGCCGCACCCACUACUGCAUUUUUCCAAUCAGGGUGUACAUAGUGUAUAUACAGUAGAGCUGGAGGGAGAGACGCUUUUUGGGUUUUCCCAAGAAAAUUUCAUUCAUUUUGUGCCGUGCAUUUUGCCUCCUCAAAAUGGACUUUCGAACUCUUUUCUGAAAUUGACUUUUGCGUUGCACUUGAAUCGGCGUGACAAUCGCGUGUAUUUAUACGUUCAUGGAAACCAAUCAGGGCUCGAGAUGAUGGGAAGCCAUGCUUUCUCAUCAUUGGCUGGCACUUAUUAAAGGAACUUCGUAACCUUGUAGCCUCAAUGGACUUAAAAAAUCCCCAGCUUCUUUAUUUUUUGCUCUGGCUCCAUCCUUGAACGCUCCAGGAUGUACCCAGAGAGCGCUAUGGUGCAGACAAGUUUGUUCAGGGUCUCCUUCUUCGAGUCUUAGGCUUCAGUCACACCAAAAGCGCUUUAAACGCUUGCAAACGCAAGGCGCGACGCACUGCCUUUUUUUAAAAAAGAGCAGUGCGACGCGGCUUUUCAUAUUGCUAAGCAACCACCGAGUCAGCUGUCUUGUCAAUCAAAUAUUGAAGCGUGAGCGCUCUUUUGCUGUUAACUGUCAUAUCAGCAGAAACUUUAAAAAGAGGACGCUUGCUCUGACCUUGUUUGAGGAUGAGAGGUGCACAAACACGCAGGAGAGAGUGAGCGAGUGGAGUCCGGUUCUUCAAAGCAACUGUAAACUUCCCUCGCCACAACGUAAGGCCCGCCUCUCCCCUCAUUCGAUUGGACAAUGGAAAGACACGAAUGACGUCGGGCGCUUCUCCGCUCUCAGCGCUCCUUCAAAAACGCGUCCGCGGCAGGCGGCAAAAAACCGCAAGGCGCUCGGCGCGCAUAAACAGCGCGCAAACGCGCCCUGCCCAUAGAAUAUCAUUCAAAAAAGGCGCCUGCAACUGCCAUAAACGCUAUUGGUGUGACUGGCCCCUAAGUCUUUCAUCCUACUUUUCCUCUCUGUUAAAUCUGCUUUUUCUUGUUAUAUGUUGCUCUUUUUAACUCAGGGGCCAUGUUGGAUGUCAGUGGGAGAAAAGUCCUGGCCCUAAAUAGGAAUGUAAUGUUUUGAAAUAUUGAUGGUUUUAAAAAAGAAACAAAAAAUUGCCAUUCAUGCAUUGUUCGAUUUACUGUAAACGUGUAAACUGUGGGUGUGUUUUAAAGCAAACUGUCUAUUACUGAAGCUGUGUGAAUUUUUACAGUAGUUUGAAGUGUUUGUUUAAGGUCAAAUAUUUAAAAGCUUUUCAUUUAACGUCUCAACAUGCGCACAAAGCGCCCUUUUGCAUAACAGUAAUACGUUGCACUUUGAUCCACAUGAUCUCCACUAUAAUUUAUUAACAUUCCUCCUGGUGAUAAUUUAUUCCCAUGUGUUUUACAGCUCUUCUGCAUUACCCGUGUGUGGCGUUAGGCCUAAUAUGACCAUUCUGUUGCAGAGGGUUUUUAUUUGCUCCGUAUAAAUGGAUGAAUAAAAGCUAACAAAUUAU